Anopheles stephensi (Asian malaria mosquito) is the source of this 7586-nucleotide messenger RNA. RefSeq names its product mucin-19. Gene Ontology annotation, cellular component: endoplasmic reticulum; Golgi apparatus. The transcript has a single exon. Gene Ontology annotation, biological process: protein targeting to membrane; peptidyl-L-cysteine S-palmitoylation. Bases 1947 to 5534 code for a protein of 1195 amino acids. The record is from RefSeq and is a predicted model, not a curated record. NCBI's taxonomy places the organism in Eukaryota, Metazoa, Arthropoda, Insecta, Diptera, Culicidae. Gene Ontology annotation, molecular function: protein-cysteine S-palmitoyltransferase activity.
UCGUGCCGAAUGGAGGCGCGCGUGCUGGCAUUUUCGGUCGUCUGUGUCUUCUCGCGGUGUUCGGGAUCCCUUGUUUCCUUGUGUGCAGUGGGUCGUGCUCGGUUCGUCUGCCAGUCUGUGGUAGUGGUGGUAGUAGUAGUAGUUGAGCCGUGCAGGAAGUCGGUUGUCCGGGGUCAGUCAGUCAGUCAGUCAGUCCGUCUGGUUGCGUUUGGUAGGCCACAGCAACAGAACUGCAUCCGGUUCGCGUGCCCACGCACACACAGACACACCCGAAUAAACCACCCGCCCGCCCGCGUCUCGGCCUACUGCUGUUUGUGACUUUGUGAAACGUUCCAGACGGAGUGAGCGUAGUAGGCGCGAUUCGUUAGUAGUUAGUGGAUCAAGUCAUCAUUGUUGAGAACGCUUGUUUUAGUAUUUCAGUAGAACAAGUUCCGGAUAGAGCAGGCAACCAAGUUCCUUAAAUUAGACUGUGUGCGGCAGUAGAGAAAAGCAAAGACGCGCGAGUAAGUGAGUGUGAAAACGGGUCGGACAUCUUCCUUCCCGCCUUCGACGGCUGUAGUACGCUGCGUGUAGAAGUGGUUCGGUUACUAUGGCUCGCUGAAUGACACGACAAAAACGGAAAUAUUGGUCCGUACAGUACCGCGUGCGUACGUAAUCAACCCGUAUUAUCCACCCGGCAAUGGUGGUGGUGGUGAAAAAACGAGGACGUGGAAAAUUGUGCCCAUUUCUUACUUCUUGCCCACCCGGCCACUCAGCCACGGAUCCGGAAAGUGAUACGAUAUAGCAUAAAGCGACAGCAGCUUCGGGUUUUCGUUUCCUUGUGUAGCGUGUGCUUUUGUGAGCGGUCGAACACGGUGGAUGAAAGCAAAAUUUCGCUUGCGGCGGCACUAGAGCAGGGACUCGCGGAGGACCUACAACGUUUGGCCUUUGGCGCUGGCUGUACCGAACCAGUACCGACUGCUACGAUCGAAAAAAGGAGACCUUCGAUUUUUUUUUACUCGCCACUCCACAAUAUCCCCGGCAACAACGGCAACUUCAAGGUUCGGUUCGGCACACAAAUGCUUCACGUAGAGACGAUGAGUCGGACUACCGUUGAAAGCGUUACGAAAACUAGACACAUCGCAGUACUGUGGUGAACGGCUACACUACACCGCGCACUAUGUGAAACGGUGUCCAAAAAAACGGGAACACAACUGUGGCGCUUGCUGUCCCUUCCAUCUGUGUCCUUUUUUUUUCGCGCUCGUCGUUCCUUUCUUCAUCGUCCUGUGCGUGCCGUUUCUUUCUCCCCUUUGGAACCUGUCCCACAAGCAACAGGACCGCGUGUCGGAAUUGUGGAUCACACUGGAUGCCGCUUAUGUAAUUUCUGUGCAUCCUUUCGCGAGUGUGUGUCACCGUAACACAGAGGCGUAACUUGCCGCCGGUGUGCGUGUGUGUGAUAACGAGCAGCAGUGGUUGUGUAAUGUUCGGCAGUGUUCCCAUCGGAAGGCGUUCGGUUCGGAAACAUUGGUCGCACCGAAAGUGAGACGUGUUGUAAGCCCUUCGUUAGUGGGCAGAGGUGGCUCACGAAGUUGUCGAAGUAGGUUUGAUUGUGAAAGUCGUGGUUGCCCCUAGUAACGCAUCUGGCACGUACCACGGAACAGUGUCACUCAACUUGGCCGGUGCAGUAUUUGGAUAUGGUAUAGCAAGAAAUUGGAGUUCCUGUGAAGAAAUGUUAUCGUGCUUGUUUUCUGUGGUCGUAUAGAAUCGAUUGUUUACAUCCACCCUUAACUCGGUGCUGAAGAGUGACUGAAGUUGUGUGUUUGUGUCCCGGCAUAACCCCGUAGUUGCACGUAGAUACGACGUAACGGAUCUUAUGAAACCUUCGGCCGGCGACGCACGCGAUAGGAUGCCCUUGUCCGGUACCCCUAACGACGCUGCUACCCUUCGCCGAUCCUGGACCGAGUAUCAUGCUCACAGAGUCUAUCGUCGAGCGUGCGACGCCUCACAAAAGUCACCGACCGGCACCACCACAACCAGGCAUCAGCAGCAACAUCCGGAGAAGCAAUCGUAUCGCCGCAGCACCGGAUCCCGAAAACACCAGCAAAGCGUACUCCUUCACCACCGCGACGACUUCCUUUCUUCGGCAGCUUCGCGAACAGUUUACGAAACGGGCGCGUAAGCUAACGCGCAAUCGGUUCUGCUCCUCGCAGGAUAAUCUUGGUGCAUCGGAAUAUCGGAAGGAUCGUCGUAUACACGGGCUCCAGUUACCACUGCAUCCCCUGCAGCUAGUCGGUUGGUUUGCUUUGGCACUGUUCGGUUACUCUACGUUCGGUGUGUUAAUACCGGCGUUAGAACCAUCGCUACAACCUCCUCUGUACAUCGCUCUUGCCGUACUGUACGUGUUCCAUCUCGCUACUCAUCUAACCGCCCUGCUCCUUGAUCCAGCCGAUCCCGAGUUGCGCCGGCUGGGGCCGGCUAGCAAAACCGUAGUGCCAGAGUUCGAUCGUACCCGGCAUUCGCACGUGAUCGAGAACGGUCGGUGCCAUCUGUGCAACAUCCGUACGACCAGCGUCCGCACCAAGCACUGCAGCGUGUGCAACAAGUGUGUCGGUACCUUCGACCAUCACUGCAAAUGGUUGAACCAUUGCGUCGGUGGACGGAACUAUGUCGCCUUUCUGAUGUGUGUGGUGAGUGCGGUCAUAGCGGCGCUGGUCAUCCUGGCCGCAGCCAUCUUCGAGAUCGUGCUGUACCAUGUGCAGCCGGUAGGAUGGCUUAAUCUCGCCUGGUUCGGGCUGCUGGACGUUGGCGAUCAGACACCGUCGGAUGAGGGUGGCGUUGAGCUUGAGUUGACAACCGCCGCCGGCAGUAGUUCGGUCGGGACCUCACUAGCGGACGAGACGAGCACGGCCGGUGGCUUGUUGUUCGAGAACUUCACCACCUCCGCACAGGAUAUACUGCUGAAUGGGACGGUUGGUGGAAUAUUUGGCGGUGGAGACGGAGGGAAUAGCUCCGGAACGGUGGGCAGUUCUACGAACGCAACAACGCAACCUAAUGCGACGGCCACUGUAGCUGCGGCUGCUGCCGAAGGAAUCGCACUACAUCACACCGUGUUCCUGGUGUUUGUUGCAUCGCUCGGGAUUCUGGCCGCUAUAGCUGCCGGGUUGCUGUUACAUCUGUGCUUCUUUCACGUCUACAUCUCCUUUCUGGGUCUUACAACGUACGAGUAUAUCCGCAACAAUCGGCAGGCAGCUGCGGCACAACAAAACGGAGCGAAUGGUAGAGACCAUGGGACACACCUUUCGAAUGGGCCAUCGGCACUCGGUGGAGAUGUGGAAAGUGCACCGUCAAAGUUUACUCUCUUCUCCAACUGUACUCACGCAGGAUCACGCAAAUUCCCCGAGGUGUACAUCUGUUCCUCGAUCAAUCAGAAGACUACCGCUACGAUCAACGGUCCACCGACGGGGGUGUCUUUCCUGGGACGGAGAGGAGGUCCCACUAUGCCAAAUUCUCCCGCCAUAAUUCUCCCUGGCCAACUAAACGAUCUUAACCGGGUGAGACCUCGUACACUGCAUUGUUGCGAUAGUAGUAGCACGGAAUGUCGAAACAACAUCACGGCUGCUGGGUUACGGACAGUGACAGCGACGGCAAACGUUGCCUCUAGCUCGUCUAGCACCGUUACGACGUCGACGAAUGGUAAUGGCGAUGCAUCACAGCGCCAACAUCUUCAGCAGCAGCAACAUCAUCACCAUCAGAAGGCUGCCUUCUAUCUCUGCUCGAUGCUGGAAGAUGAUCCCCAUGAAGAUCCUGCCGAAGGCAAGAGCUCCGGCAAUUGUCAGGGUACGCGGACGUUUCACUGCUGUUCACAGUACAGUCGCCAGAUGGCUGCUGCGCACACCUCCUCAACCAUGACCACGAACAACAACAAUCACCACCGCCAACAUCAUCAUCAUGGGAAUGAUUUUCUUGCCGCUGCGACGGCAGCCACCCUGCUCGCCACUACCAUGACCACGUUGACGACUACGACAACGACAUCCGAGGAGGCAUACAUCCAGUACACGGAACGUUGCUCCUGCUGUAGCUUCCAAAUGCAAAAACCUGUGACGCAACCGUCAGCCGAUGGGACGGCAACGCCAGCACGGAGGCAUCAUCUCCACUCGUACGAUUUGCAUCCGUUCCGGAGAGGUUCCGAUAAGGUUUCGUCACUGGUGGAGCAGCAGCAGCAGCAGCCAGGUGGACGACGACUUUGUUGUACGACCGAAUCCCUCGCCGCAGUAAAAUCACACCAUCGGUGGAAAAGGAAAUGGAACUGUUGCUCCAGUGUGCCCGACAGUCCGGACGUUCCGGUUGAUAUGAGAACCAUCUCCGGUACGGUGUCCGUCUCCGGCAGUCGCACCGUAAUGAGUGCUCAGUUUGAUACCGGGACCCAGCCCGAGUUACCAACGAUCAGGAACGUUGCUGAGCAGCAACAGCAGCCGCACCAACAAACGACAUCGAUUGAGCGUCACUCACACGGCGCACCAGAACUGACAUGUAAUGAAAACUGUGCCAACAAUAACUGUAGUAGCGUUAGUGUUAGUAGUAGCUCGCGUGCGAUGGCCGUUCGUGCCGUCCACGAGGAUGAUACCACCGCCAUCGAACCAGACACGACGGUGACCACGUCCACUGCUGCUUCAUCUUCUUCUUCUGCUUCUUCUGCGAUAGAAAUUCUAAACUCCGAUGCCAACGGAAACGAGCUGGUACACGAACGCGACCCAAGCGCAACCUCGCCGGCCAGUGUUUCCCCCGUACCGAAACGUCCCCGUGCAAGACUCGUCCGUCCGUGGCCGGUGGUCCGUUUGCGGCACAUGAUGCGUAUGAUCGAUCGCUACCGGAGACCUCGCUGCCGGGCGAAUCUUGCCGGCAAUACCAGUGGGAGCAGUGGCUCAGUAUCAGCUGCGGCGAGUGGUAGUUCCGGCAAUGGUAAUGGCAGCUCCAUUCGGCAGAACCAAGUGCGUCCACUAUCGUCCAGCGAAUUCGCGAGUGCUCUGCUUACGGUGCCUGGGUUUGGUGCGUCGGCGCUGGCAGCGGCAGCUGCUGCGGCUGCUGCAGCAUCCUCCUCGUCCUCAUCCGCUUCACCUUCCGGGUCGACGUCCGGUGGACCAGGGUCUCCGUCCGUGCAACUCCGCUCGUCAACGGUCCGCGGAACGGCGGACGCUUCGUCAGCGAUCACGAUGCCCGUGUUGCCACCUCCGGCACGGCGACGAUUAAAAGGCGGUGGGGCGGGUUGCGUGGAACAGUUGCCGGAGUUGAUUGCAGACAUCACGACGCCGUCCCCUGCAUCGUCGGGAUCAUCCGUCCGUGGUCCGGUCCAUCCGCCGAUGAGCUAUAGGCGAAGUCGCCGCAAGAACGUUAUUCGCAACCGUAGCCCGACCCUUUCGCCAAUACACGAGUCCGGCCUAUCGAAUCCCACGUCUCCGCAGCCCUGUCGGCACGUUUAUCCUGUCUGCUCGUCCAGCACGAACUCCGGAGUCAUUCCACUGGUGACUACUACUGGGUAUACGGAUCAGUCACCUUAAGGUGGGGUUGUGGUGCUGCACGAUAGCAAGAAUUCUAGCUAGGAAAUAUCGUCGCCUAAUGUCUAAACGGAAGUUACGAGAUCAUGUCUAGUGCGAUCCACUACUAUGCACUCUAUCGAUACUGGGGCAUGUUCGCAGUUCACCGUAUCUUCAACACUAGUAAACGUAGCCACUUACCGGUAGAGAUCCGAACUUCAACAGGUUACUCAUUUGAUGCCUAACCACAGAGAGCAAGACUAGACUGCCGUUGUGUUUGUGUAGUUCGAGAAUGAAUCGUUGCCUAGGUGUACAGUGAGCUGCGUAAACGAGUACCGUUACGUUUUUAAGAGACUUAUGAUCGAUAAGCGAUCCAUUUUGAGGCUGACACGUAAUUUGACAACGCAGUUAAACGGAAGCAAACCGUAUUACGGCCACCGGAAGUAGCGAAAGUAAUACGUAUGCGAUACAACGAAAACAUUGGGAAGAGAAACGGAAAAGUGGGAAACAUUAAUCAAAAUAUUGGGAAGGUGUGUGGUGUGGUACGUUGUUUGUGUAUGCCAUUAUUCCGGCCAGAAGAUGCUUCAAUCGUUAAUCGCAAGUAGCGCUGCGAAAGAAAAGGGGUGUAGUGUAGAUAAUCAAAUUUUUUUUAUAUCAAAACACGAGUAGUUUGUGCGUGUGCAUGUUGAAGAGAGGAGUUUAUGUUGGACGAGGACGAUCCUCGAAAAGGGAUAGCGAGAUGAGAUCCCUUGUUUUUAGCAUUGUAAUGCCAGUACACAGAUAUAGUGAGGUUGUUGGCCGAUGUACAUUGAAGCAUUCGUAUCAGCAAAGAUUUGUAUCAACAGAGAACAAAAUGGGAAAAAUAAAACAGGAACGCUUUUUCACGUUGUUUGUUAGAGGAGCCUGUAGGUUUCGGCCGUGUUUGAUGGUUGUCGCUACCCAGCAGCCUCCGGUAGACACUUGUGUGCAAUGUUUGUGUGAUGGGUGUGCGUGUGUGUAUAUGUUCGCUUCUAAACUUCUAAAUAAUUCAAGUAACGUAUUGCCAACCCAUUUCUUCACGAAUUUUCCUUUUACUUUACCCCGGUAUUCCCGAUCCCCAUCUUAAGGCAGACAACUCUCUCCCUGUCUCUCUAUCACCUGCAGGUAGAACCGACGUACCCAUCACGUGUCGUUUGUUGUGUGCUUCAAAGAGGCGUGUGUUUUCCCCAUGAUUUGAAUUUCAUGUGCAUCCGUCAAUGUGUGUGUGUGUGUGUUUGUGGGUGGCUUUUUGUAAAAAGGCAUGCGGGAAAAUAAACAAAAAACCGUGGCGUGUACGGAUGAGAUUGAUCAACUCCUCAAGCCAAUAAAUAUCUCUGUCUGAAACAAGCGAAAGAGGGAUCGCGACUAAUUUAAUACAAAAAUCUAUAUCCAACGCAAAAUAGACUUUUACCAGGUGGUGCGUGUGCCUCACUCACACACACACACCGGAAAUAUCCCGAACAUCCCCAACCAGCUAGGAACGUUGAUUAAUAACGAGCAGUAGCUGAGCGAAUGAGUAAGCUGGCCUGCUGUAUGAAUGGAGCAUCAUUGUAAAGCAACGAAAUGAUAGCCGGAAAUGUAGGCACGCAGCAAACGAAAAAACACACACACACAGAAGCAAAAUCCCAACUUUAUUAAAGGGAUGAUCAAUGAUAGGCAAGUGCAGUACCCGAGUUGAGUAGGACGCAAGAGCAAAUGGUGCAACACGGAGGCGCAGUUUUGUGACGGGGAGGACUAUGAACUAUUUUUUUAUGUCGCUUUUCCUGGUCGUAAAGCAGAUCCGUAGAGCAUAUGGUGAAAUGUAAGCAAAAAAAGGGACAUAAAACACACGUACACAGAGAAAGAGUUAGUAAUGUUGACGAAAAACUGCGUUAAAUGCGUUGCAAACGUGCCGGACGUUUGCAAGUGUGUGAGUGUGUGUGCUGUAUGUGUAACCCGGGAGCACGGAGUGAAAACCGUUCCAGACGAGUGUGAUGUUGGGAAAACAGAUAUAUUAUAUAUAUACAUACAUAGUAAUAAAUAAUUGUUUAUUUGAAAACAUAACGUAACAAAUGUGAA